AGAUACGUAUAUGACUGGUUAUAGUGCAUAUCGAUUGGAUCCCGGUCCACUUGAACCAUUGGUACUAACUCAACAACUUACUCAUAGGUCACGGGAUAUAUGGAAUGGAAGUGUUAAUAUGAUUUUAAAUACGAGGAGGUGUGAUGGAAAAUUUUGGGACCUCGUAAAGAAAUAUCUCAUUCAUCCACGAGUCUUAGAAAUGAUUGAAUUAUCGGGACUAUAUGGUGUUUAUAGAUCAAAUCGAUCUUCUAUUGAUCGUAGCUUGAUCACUUCACUAGUAGAGAGAUGGCAUCCCGAGACUCAUACAUUUCACUUUAGAACGGGUGAGGCGACAAUCACCUUGCAAGAUGUAGAAGUGUUGUAUGGUUUACCUGUGAAUUGUGAUCCAGUACUUGGUGAUGAGUCGAUAAGGACCAUAGGGGAUUGGCAAAAUAUUUGUCAAAGAUUGUUAUGUUUUAUUCCAUGUCCUCAAGACUUCAACCGUAGUAGCCUCAAGGUAACUGCACUUAAUGCGCAUAUGCUCGAGCAACUACAGUUACCUGACUUGACAACACAAGAAAUGAUCGAUCAAAUGGCUAGAUGUUACAUGUUUUGGAUGAUUGCUGGUAUGAUGAUGGCAGAUACAUCUGGCAACUAUCUAAAGCUUAUGUACCUUCCUAUGCUCGAGGAUCUCAAUGUAGUUAGCUCUUACAGUUGGGGUAGUGCGACCUUAGCGUGCUUGUAUCGCUUUCUCUGUAAGGCCUCACAGAGUAACCAAAAUGAGAUAGCUGGCUUUCUACCAUUGCUUCAGGUAUACUUAAUAAUUACAUCAAUUCAUUAUAAAUAUUUCUUCUAGUUUAUAAUAUCAUAAUUAUAUAUUUAUAUAUUAUGUUUAGAUAUGGGCAUGGGAGAGAGUAACCGUCCUCAGACCUCAGGUAAAGCACAAAGGGACAUCGAAAAUAAUUUUCUUGCUUGUUUACCUAGGGGUCCACGUGCUACUAGAUGGUUUGCACAUUUUAGUUGGACUGAUACCACUAAGCAUGUGUUGAAAGUUUUUAGGGAUGCACUUGAUUCCAUGACAGAAGAUCAGGUAUGAUGUUAUACUGUUUUUAUUUAAAAAAUUAUGUAUAUAUUGUAGUUGAAACUCAUGUACUUUUCUUUAUGUACUUUAUUUGUAAACCAUAUUCGGAUGACUUAAUUGAGAGUCUUCCUGAUUAUUGUCGAAUUGAACGAGACAUAUGGCGUGUAAGAGCUCCAAUUUUUUGUUGGGAUAUCGUUGAGGUUCACUUGCCUGAUCGAGUUAUGAGACAAUUUGGAUUAAAACAAACGAUACCAACUCCAUUUCUAUUUGACGCCACACAUUUUCACCAUGAUUGUAGGGGCAGACGAAAUACAAAUUGGAACUUGGAGCAUGCACAAUGGUUGCCUCUUUGGAACCAACGACUUCAAUAUGUUUGUGAUGCUCCGGUCAAUCGUGAAUUACUUCGAUAUGACGACCCUUACCUUAUUUGGUUUAGACGCAUUACUCGUCUUGUUAUUGGUAAUCCUACUCAGCGUCCUCAACAACAAGAAGGUUAUGUGCGCAAUUCAACGACAUAUGAAACAAUGGUGCGGCAUAUUCAUUCCAUGGUUGAUAGAGCAAAAGCCCUUGGUGAUCAGCCAUCAAUAGAGGAUUUAUACAUAUUUCGUGCAAUGGUCCGAAAUGAAGGAGAAAAGUGCUUGACAUAUGUGCACGAGGCUGCUAGGAUUAAUGUACAAGCCGAUUAUAGAAGAGAUGAGGUACACGAUGAUCAUUUACAUCAUCCGGUUCGUAGGCGAGGAAAAGGUGGUGUUGGCGGUAGGAGGGCUCGUGCUGUUGAGAAAGGACGAGCACCUAUUGAAAUGGAUGAAUCAGUCUCCGAAGAUGAUCACACAACUUGUGAUUUUUGUUCCAUUUCAAGGGGCCAAACUCAAGAAUUCACUCUCGGGGCAUCAGGUAUGACAUAUCAACCAACAAAUACUGAUAUUGUUCCAUACACGGCAUCACAAAUAUUAAGGAAUUCUACUCUUUCAUCACUUGAGAAUGUAUUUGGUGGUUCUCGACCUCAACAUAUUGAGAAUGCCCCCAACUUUAAUUCAUCACCUGGGCUGCCAAUGACCAUUGAGACCCCUGGUGUUGUUAAUCAUUUAGAGGACUCCAACAAUGAAGUGGAGAAUGCAAAUGAAUGUGGUGAACCAUCAGCGAAGGAGAAGCGUAGGAUUUUUCCUAAGCGUUGUGGGACUGGGAGUCACUAUCUUUACCAGCAUGGCAGAAAAAAAAAGUAACGAGAAACAAAGAACUGUAAUUGAGAGGUUUCAGGUUGAUGCAGCUUGUUGAUAUUCUGGAUAACCCUUGGUGAAUAGUAGAGAUAUUUUGUGAAGAAUGAAGCUACUAGUAAUUAUUUUGUAAAGCAACAUGAUCUAUGAAUACAUGAAUGUUUCAAUUAUUUUCUAUUUAGUUUGUGUUUUUCAAGUAUUCCAUAAUGUAACUUCAAGUUUGUGAAAAGUGAUAGAUAAC
Molecule: messenger RNA, 2515 nt
Organism: Solanum lycopersicum (tomato)
Lineage: Eukaryota; Viridiplantae; Streptophyta; Magnoliopsida; Solanales; Solanaceae
Biological process (GO): meristem maintenance; meristem development
Source: RefSeq, a predicted model, not a curated record